This is a messenger RNA of Apodemus sylvaticus (European woodmouse), 2852 nucleotides long. RefSeq names its product ankyrin repeat and ubiquitin domain containing 1 (gene Ankub1). The record is from RefSeq and is a predicted model, not a curated record. The coding region runs from base 499 to 2112 and encodes 537 amino acids. The transcript has 6 exons. Gene Ontology annotation, molecular function: protein binding. NCBI's taxonomy places the organism in Eukaryota, Metazoa, Chordata, Mammalia, Rodentia, Muridae.
GAUGGGUUCUUUUGCUAGGCUUUUCUUGACUGAUAAAUUCAAAGGUCAGGGAGGGCAAUUACAACACCCAAGUGUCACUUGUGUGUAGGAUAUUUGUGCUAUGUGUCAGAAGCCUGCUCACACUUGCCUCAGCCAUUGUCAGGUGCGCUGGUUUCUGUAAUCUGAGAACCAGGUGGCUGUCGUGAUUGUGCUGAGAGAAACAUUCCCUCCCACAGAGCCAUGGUCUAGGCUGUCCCUGCUGGGAUACCGACCUUGGAUGUGCUGCUUUAUGCUCUUUCAAGUCGCUGUGGAGACAGACAAUGACAGAUGCCACUGCACAUCCAUUUGGUGCUCAAUUGUGAAUUGGAAAUUUUUUCCAACUAUCUUUAAAAACAGGGUGGUUUCUUUUUCUUUUUCUUUUCUUUUCUUUCUUCUUCUUCUUCUUCUUCUUCUUCUUCUUCUUCUUCUUCUUCUUCUUCUUCUUCUUUUUUUUUGUCUUGCUUUUGAGAAGAUAACUUCAUGAUGAGGAUUUUCAUAGCCUUUGAAGGAUCUUUUGAGGCGUUUGAUGUUGAAGCGCAUACGUCAGUGGGAGCUAUCAAGCAGAUGGUAAAGGAUCAUUUCCACAUUCCUCUUUCUGAAGACAAACAAGGCAGGUGGUAUCUUGAGCUCAUGUAUGCUGGAGCGGCCCUAAGGAACAGCUGGAGUCUGUCGGAUGUCGGGAUAUCUUUCUGUUCAACCCUCAAAUGCUUUGUUAAGAAAGAAGACAAGCCCACGCUCUAUGUGUUCAAUGCUGUGACCAAGGAGAUGAUGCCAAUAAUGGAGAACACAUCGAUCCUGGAUAAAAAGGUGUCUGACCUGAGAAGGCUGGUGACUCUGAGGUGUGGCUUCCCUGUGGGCGUCUACUGUCUCCGGACACCCGCGGGACUGGAGAUGUAUGACCGCAACACCCUCAAGGAUUACCAGACCGAUAUCGGCACAACACUUCGUUUGGAUGUCUGGGAUGGAUGGAAGGAAUUUCUCAUGGGAUGUCUUCUUGGGCAAAAACCUAAAGUACAACGCUACUUAUCAAAAGAAGGACCAGUCCUCAAGUACCAGAAAAGGGUCGCCCUGUACAUCGCUGCUUUUCACGGACACACUGAGCUCACUGAAUGGGCUCUGAAACAGGGGGUGCAGCCCCACGAGGCAGUUGGGGUUCACCCUUAUCGAGCAUGGUGCUAUGAAGCCCUUCACGCAGAUGUCUCUAACUGCCCUAUUCACGCAGCUGCAGAAGCUGGCCAGCUGUUAAUUCUGAAGGCCUUUGUCAACUGCAGUGUCCUGUGCCUGGUAUGUAAGAACGCAGCAGGACAAUCUCCUCUGGCCAUCGCAUCGAAACACCAGCGUAAAGACUGUGUGUUGUAUUUACUGAGUAAAAUGUGGUCCACGGUGUCUUUUCUAAAACUUUCAGUCCCGAUGAGGAUUUAUAUUAAAAUAAAGCAGUGGAUUCUCCGAGCUCAGAAUCGUAGGUGCCAUGAAAGCCAGCUUGGCAGAGCGAGGGUCUCUGGGGCAAAAGUUGGAGACACUGUGAUGGUGGACGGUUUCACCAAACCCAAAAUGACCUCCAAGAGCUGGCAUAAGGCUGAAGACAAGAGCUGGCAAACUGCCCAGAGCAAACCGCCACCCUGCAAGCAACAGUUAAUCAGGAAACCUCCUGAUUCUUUACCAACCUCACAGCGAGACACCAGCAAACAAAUCGUCACAUUCCCAUCCUUAGGGGAUGCAAAGAGCCUUUCAGAAGUGCAAAGUCAUCAACAAGAAAACCAGAAAAAAAUCCCUGCCACAGCUCGAAAAGAAAAGCACAUCAAAAACCCUUAUCUCCCCCAGGUCCCCCUCCCUCCAGUUUCAAGAGUGGAUUAUGCACACCCUCUGUUCUACCGCGCUCCGCCCAGGGCUGACCCUUUGCUAAGGUCCCUCUUCACAUCUUUCUCGGAGCACAGCGGGAGGACUCCUUGCGAGAAUGCCAUCUACUGCUUAGCUGUGGCCAGUGCCUUUAAAGAGAAGAGAUGGCUUCAGCAGUUAGAAAUAGCAAGAGUCCUAGCCAAAAGGAGCAUUUCUAACCUGACAAUCAAAGGAGGUCCAGCAAAGUGUGAAAACUGAACACUAUCCAGAAAUUGUGCUUUGAAAAGUCACAGCAGCCCUGGUUUGAAUAGAGAUCUGGCCAAACAGAAGUUCCAAUUCUGAUGGCAACAUAUCUAAUAAUAGUUCUAAUGCUACACAUCUUCAACCUGAUGAGGGGCAAUGUUUAACUGCAAGCUUUCGUGAACACUGUACUAUUCAGAACUCUCUGGAAAGCAGAACCUAUAGAUUGAGUGUGUAUUAAAAGGGUUUAUUGGAUUGGUUUACAAGAUGUAGUUUGGAUAGUCCAACAACAGGUGCCUUCAUACUGAAGAACCAGAUGCCUGCUCCACCCAGAGGCUGGAUAAUCCCACAAUUCCAACAAACUGCCAAAGGCAUGAAGGAUUCUCAGUCUUCCCUCCUCGUCAGCAGCCAGAAGAAGAUGGAGUUUUCUAUCAGGAGAGGAAUGCAGCUGCAGGAACAGCAAGGACAGGGGAAAUUGGGGCACAAAGUCAAGCAGGCAAGAAGCAAAGGAUACCCCCCCACCUACUUACAUUAUGAUGAUUUGAAAAAGAAUGGGGCUCAUAUAUUUGAAUGCUUAGUAGUAUGCAUGUGUUGUUGUUGUUUUGUUUGUUGAGGAAGUGUGUCGCUAGGGGUGGGCUUUGAGGUUUCAAACGCCCAUGCCAGACCCAGUUUCUCUCUGCCUAUGCAUCAGAAGGUAGCUCUCAGCUAAUAUCUGUAAGUUUGCUUCCAACUAAAUGGUUUCAUUCAUAAGAGUUACC